This is a messenger RNA of Diospyros lotus (date-plum), 1202 nucleotides long. Its product is annotated as probable inactive nicotinamidase At3g16190. Lineage: Eukaryota; Viridiplantae; Streptophyta; Magnoliopsida; Ericales; Ebenaceae. The coding region runs from base 107 to 700 and encodes 197 amino acids. The transcript has 6 exons. The record is from RefSeq and is a predicted model, not a curated record.
CAAAACACGCUCGUAUUUUAAUCCUCCGCAAACCUCUAUCCAAACAAAGCCUCCGGAAAUCUCUCUCCAUCGGAAUCUCGGAAAGAGCUGCGUUUUCCGUCCAAAGAUGGCGGCUGCUUCUAAGUGGAAGAACACUGCGCUUCUCGUCAUAGACAUGCAGAAAGAUUUCAUUCUUCCAGAUGGUUUGAUGCGCGUCGAUGGCGGCCAAGCAAUUGUCCCCAACGUCAUCAAGGCCGUAGAAGUUGCUCGGCGGCGCGGCAUCCUCGUCAUUUGGGUUGUCCGCGAGCAUGAUCCACUUGGAAGAGAUGUUGAGCUCUUCCGCCAGCACUUGUACUCGGUCGGGAAAGCAGGGCCAACCUCUAGGGGUAGUGUUGGUGCGGAAUUGGUUGAUGGCCUAGUGAUUAAGGAAGAGGAUUAUAAGGUCGUAAAGAUGCGGUUUAGUGCAUUCUUUGCUACACAUCUUAAUUCAUUUCUGAAGACUGCUGGGAUUGAUAGUUUGGUGGUUGUUGGUGUUCAAACUCCAAACUGUAUAAGACAGACCGUCUUUGAUGCUGUAGCAUUGGAUUACAAAUAUGUUACAGUUAUUGUUGAUGCCACAGCUUCUGCCACACCUGAAAUACAUCUUGCAAAUAUUUUUGAUAUGAAAAAUGUUGGUGUUGCAACCCCCACAUUGGAGGAAUGGUGCGAGUCUGAUGACUGAUAUAUUUCACAAGGACAAUAUCGACUUAGGUUUAGAAGCUUAGCUUCAACCAUUGAUUAUCUGCCUACUGGGCCAAUUCUACAUGCACAAAGAAAGAACAUUUAACUUGCCUGUGAAUUGAAGAAACAACUGAGAAGCGAACAUGGAAGCACUCUCUAAUGCAUUAACAAACAUGUUUAAAAUAAAUAAAAAAUGAUAACCUAAUUUGUAAUCAGUCAAUCGGUUCACAUGUCAAGGAAUUAAAUAUAUGCAAUUCGUCAUAUCCAUUUCCAACCCUAUCAAUUGCUGUGAGGGAUGAUGCUUAAAAGUGAAGGUUGCUUCUUCUUUGUGAUUAGAAUGUCAACAGGUUUGAGUUGUAAUAAGUCCUUUCAUAAAAUAAAUAGAGUUAAAAUUGCAUACUUAGGUAAAACUGACACUCAGCAUAAUCAUUGGAAAGUAGUGAGUCAUGUGUAUUGAUGUCGCAAAGCAAAGAACCUUGUAUGCUAGGAAAGCAUUCUAUUAU